Astyanax mexicanus (Mexican tetra) is the source of this 5598-nucleotide messenger RNA. Its product is annotated as SH3 and cysteine-rich domain-containing protein 2. NCBI's taxonomy places the organism in Eukaryota, Metazoa, Chordata, Actinopteri, Characiformes, Acestrorhamphidae. The record is from RefSeq and is a predicted model, not a curated record. The coding region runs from base 246 to 1511 and encodes 421 amino acids. Gene Ontology annotation, molecular function: protein binding. Gene Ontology annotation, cellular component: extrinsic component of cytoplasmic side of plasma membrane. Gene Ontology annotation, biological process: skeletal muscle contraction; positive regulation of protein localization to plasma membrane; positive regulation of voltage-gated calcium channel activity. The transcript has 12 exons.
UCAAAGUUGUGAGAGCGCGAGAGCGCGGCAGUGUGCUCCGGCAGCCGAGCUGAGAGCGCGCGGGGACGGUAACGACGUCUAACCGUUAAAUGGAGGAAACUAACCGACCGGCUGAGGUUCUAAUGAGACCGACGGUUAACCGGAGGAGCAGCUCUUAGGAUUAAACGCCCUUUACUGUUCAUCCCCCCGAGAACCGGACCAGCUCAGACUCAGACAGACACAGCUCGUCUCUGUUUGAGGAGAAGAUGACAGAGAUCAGCGAGAAGGAGAACGAGCCGCAGAACCAGCGGGACUUCCAGCGUUCCCCAGGAACAGUGAGCGGCCAGCCUGAGUCUAAGCUGCAGAAACUGAAGCGUUCCCUUUCCUUCAAGUCCGUUAUGCGAAGUAAAAGUGUUGAUAACUUCUUCCAGCGGGCGAAUAUUGAAGCCCCACCUCCUCCUGACCUCAUUGCUGAGUCUCCGCCCCCUGUGAUGGAAUGCCCCUCCCCACCCUUCUUUCAGGAACGCCCAUUGACCUUUGACCGUUCUCCAUCUUUGUCACCAUCAGUCAGCCCUAAUCCCUCGCUGUCCUCUCGUUCACCCUCUGUAAGCCCCUCCCUCUCCAUCAACUCGAAAGCCCCGCCCCAGUCGCAGCCCCGCCCUCAGAAAACACACUGUUUCCAGGAAUACGUGUUUCGCCGACCAACCAUCUGCCAGCAGUGCAAGCAGGUGAUCACAGGGAACUCGAAACAGGGUUUACGCUGCAAAACCUGUAAAUUAGGAGCUCAUCUCUGGUGUUCUUCUGAGCUUUCCCAGCAAGUAUGCAAUGGCAAGUCAGGGGCUUUCAAACGCAACUUCAGCUCCCCUCUGCUCACCAAUGAUCUGCUUGGGGUCGUUAAGGAGACUCCACCCCCCCAAGAGCAAGUGAAAGCAGUGGAUCCUGUGUAUGAAGCCUUGAAAUACGGAACAUCUCUCGCACACAUGAGCCGCACCAGUUUCGGCAGCAUCACAGAAUCGCCGUGCCACCAGAGUAAUGGAGGAGAGGAGAAGUUAGAAAAUGAGCCGAUUGUUGAAGAGGAGUCACUUCCUGAAUCUGAGGUGGCGUCUCUGGCAGAUAGUGAAAAGGGUGAGACAGAGGACCGGGUCAGUUUAAAGGCCCCCAGACGCAUUGAAGUUCACUCUAUUCACACUUACGUAGCACUGUACAAGUUCCUCCCUCAGGAGAAAAAUGACUUGGAACUACAGCCGGGUGACCGUGUUCAGGUGACGGACGACUCAAACGAGGACUGGUGGAAGGGGAAAAGUCGUGAUAAAGUUGGCUUUUUCCCAGCAAACUUCGUGCAGAGGGUUCGUCCCGGAGAGAGAGUGUGGAGAGUCACUCAGAUGUACCACGGCAGCCGCGAGAAAGGUCAAAUGACCGUGAAAGAGUUGCAGAUCUGUGUGGGUAAAGCAGAAGAGACAGACGGUUUUCUGAAGUUGACCAGUGGAAAGAAGCGUGGCCUGGUGCCCCUGCAGUGCCUAGUGGAGAUAUGAACCAUACUCUUCUUCCUCUACCAAGACUGAGGAACGUCCAGAGAAAUCACACCUCCUCACCUUUCACACCCCAACGGCAGGGACGCACCACACACACACACACACACAUGAACACAAACAUACACAAUUACCUGUGUACACACACACAAAUGCAAAUACACUGAAGAGUGGGAGCACAAGGAUGCUGCUCAGUGCGGACGCGUCUCAGCCUGGAGUGGACGUUUUGGAUGUGUGGAUUGUAGAUACAGUGGAGAGAUGAAGUAGACAGGUGAGGCUUUUAGGAGGCCCAGGUAUUGGCAUAUGAUCGGCUGCUCUGACCUCUGACCUCUCUCACCAACGGAAUGACCUCUGUUGGACCAAUUGCACUGUAUCUGUAUUCCAGUCUGCUGUAUUUAAGUUGGGAGAAUCAUUAUUGUAGCAGAAUAGCCAACUGUAGACGACUAUAUUUCUAAUAUCAGUGUAAUACUGUUCACUGCGUGAGUGGCUGUCUUCAUAAUGCUGUCGUCUGUUUAACAGAGAUGUGGCUAAGCUCUGUUUGGAAAGGAUUUGUUUUUCCUGGACAGGUGGGGUGAAUUCAUUUUACUGCAGAUUGUCAAAUGGAAAAUGUAUAAACAAUUUGCAUAGGAUAAGAAAUCUCAGCAUAAAUGAAAGGAGAUGGGAGCAGCUACUCGAUUUACCCACUGCCAUCUCCUCCAAAACACAUGGCUAAUAUAUAGCUUGUGUAUGUGAGCUAAAUAAAGAGUAUCAGACUCCUCAGUUACCCUGCUGUAACAUGUAACCACUGGCAAAGGGAGGCUAACAAAUCUUCUUAUCUAAUCUGCUGAUAGAAAUAUUACAUUUUUGAUUUAAAUAAAUUUGGCACCAUCCCAUGUUCACAUAGGUAGACUACAGACUACACCAGAGGAUCUCAACCUUUGUCCACCUGUUCAUAAUGAUGAAGCAUUAGGGCCCCAAGGAAACAAAACUUUUUACAUUUUUUUAUGCCAGUCCUUCUUUUUUUGUAGGCACUGAAUAAUGGCCUUUUUGGGCUUUUUCCGGGGAGCAGUGUCACCAACCUUUUUUUUCUUCUAAGAAAUUUAUCUCAGAAUGUAUCUCUGGUUAGCUAGAGAUGUCUAAAUCAGAUACCUGAAGCUGCGUUGUCUCAGGCUAAUGAUGUUUAAUUUGCAUUGAGUUAAUUCUACAGUGUUUUUAUUUGACAUUUUGACAUUUAUGUGGUAAUUAUUAUAUAAUGUUUACAGUUUAAACACAACUAACUUUCUUUUUUCACUACACUACUAGUGCUUCACAAAAAAUCAUAAUAUCAUUGAAGUUCUUUUCUGUUAUUCAGUUCAAAAUGUGAAAACCCAAAAUCAGUGUCUCAGAAAAUUUGAAUAUUAUAUAAGACCAAUCGGUACUUUUGGCAGUGUGGGCAGUGUGCCAAGUCCUGCUGGAAAAUGAAAUCUGCAUCGCCAUAAAAGUUGUCAGCAGAAGGAAGCAUGCUUUUCUGCAGGAUCUGAUGAACUGUUCAGCCCACAUGUGGAUAAGCACAGGAUUAAAAUAAUACAGCUUUAAUAAAUAUUUUCACAGCUUGUUUUACAAAGGUUAAAAUAACCAGAAUUUACAGAGACUACAAUCAUUGAGAAACUACUUUACUCCACCUCCUUCUCUAAAACUAAUCCUUUCUCAACAGGGCUUUAUUUCAAAAAUCUAACAUGGCUGUAAUAGAACGAAAUCUGGAGGACAAUAUAACUAUUUUAUUUCCAUGAUUGUUUCAUUGAUUAUGAACAGCGUUGGUAGUUUUGGAUGAUGUUAAAGAUGCUCGAGAGGUGUAAUGUGAAUAUACAGUCUCAUGCAAAAGUUGGGGCAAAAGGCAUAAAGGUUACACAUUGCUUCAGUAGUUUAAGCAAGAUUAGUCUAUUUAUAUACAGUUUCAAUAUAAUAAAGGAAAAAGAGCUGAAUUAAAGGUGAAGGUUUCGUCACUAUUAAGAAACACCAUCUAUUCAGCAAGUAUCAGCGCUUUACAUUUUGUAAAAGCUGUAGAGUCUUCUUCAGUUCUACCAGAACGACUUCAGAGACAAGGGUGCAAAAUAUUAAUAUUUUUUGUAAAAAUGUAUAUAAAAUUUACAAAUUGAUAUGGACAUAUAAAAAAAGCAACAAUGCAUCUUAUGAUUGGUUAGGAAAUUAAAAUCCGUAGCACGUAGUCUCCUGGUAGAACAUUCACAAGCUUUCAUUGAAAUUUUAUUCUUCUUUGUCAACGGCUUUUAGUUUUAUUAUGUUACAAAGUGAGGAAACACUUUUUAUAGUAUUCCCUCGCUUUGUGGCCAUAAUUAUAUCUUAAAUUAUAUUAUACAAAUUAUAAAUUAUAUCUUUAGCAGUUAAAGCAAGGCAUACACUGUGUGAUUUAAGCUGUUUUUUUAAACUAAGUUUGCCGACUGAUUUCGGGAGCGAUCUGAUUUUUAUUGUGAUCUGCUGACAUUUGAUGUGAUGUGUGAGAGGGGGAAGUGAAGCCUGAGUAACUGCUCAAAACAUGCAGCGAGAGAUUUCACCAAAUAACAGAUUUCUAAGAUGGCACAGUGAAGGCCUGGACUUUUCAGAACGAUGACUGUAAAAUAAAGGUCCAGCUCUUUACUUGUUGAGCUCAGAUUUAUGGAUGGUGCUCCUUUCAUUUUAUUUUCUCUAAAAUUGUUCAUAAAAAAAUACUGCACAAAUCUUGUUUAAAAUGUUGAAGAGAAUGUUUGAUCUUUAUGCCUUUUGGAGAUAAUUUCAUCUUCUACUCCCCUAAUAUUCACAGUAGGGCUGCAACUAAUGAUUAUUUUGGUAGUCAACUAAUCUGUUGAGAAUUUUUCUGAUAAAUCAACAAACAUUUUGCCUCCAUCUCUGCUUCCUGUUGGAAUGGCUUUCUCUAUUAUUUCAAACGAUAGAAACAGCACGUGGAGAACGUGAACGUGGGAUUUAAAUAUCCUUCAAAUGCCCAGAAGAUUUUAAAUGUGAAAUGUUAUUAUAUUAUAUAUUAUAUUUAUUAAGUAAAUAUGUUGUAAUGAUUAGGGUUUGUAACACGUUUUCAAAAAUGUUAUCAAUAAUCAGGGUUCCAUCAUUAAAGAGUAAAUAAAUGUUUUAAUAAACCCCAAACUCAAUAAAAUCUAAAAUACUGAAAUGAAAACCACUAAAAAUCUACAACUUUUUCAUUGAUAAAUGCACAUAACACAAAGAAAUACGUUUCUCCAGUCUUUUAAGAUUUUCCAAAAGUAUCGUCCAAAGAGAACUGGAAAAUUCUCAUGUCUGGUUGAGACAGUCCUUAAAAUAAACUAAACCCUUCUCACCGCUAUCAGAAGCGCACUGCUGCUGUGGCUCAGCCAAUCAGCUCUCCCUUCUGCCCCACCCCUAAACCCAUAAAUCACCAAUAGAUACUAAACCUCCUAAACUACCCUUUCAAAUGAAGCAGGGAAGAAAUAUUCCACAUUUGCUUUAGCUGUAAAGAAGAUUGUGUGAUUGUUGUUGAUGUUUGGAAGAUUUGUCCAUAGGAGUUCUUAGGAAUAAGAGUCCACAAAAGAAAACAAAACAAACAGAACAGAAUAGAAGAACUUUCUGAAAAAAAAAUAAUAAUAAAUAAGUACAAAUUAAUACCAAUAUUUUUCUCACACAAAAGAAAUAAACACCUAAAAACUGAGUUAGGUUAGGGUAGAAAUUACAACUACAAAAAAUGUCUAAUACCAACAGAUAGAAUCUGUUGGUUUUGGGCACAUUUGGUGGAAAUGAAUCUGUACUGAAAAAACUCUCUUGAUUGAAAAAAGAGUUUCUGUUCCCAGCACUAUGUGUAGUGCACUGCAGUUACAAUUUAACAAAUAUGCUACACUAACAUGUGCAUAUACAAUAUAUAUAAUCAACAUUGUUGUUUAUGUUGAUUAACCACUGCAGCCCUAACAGAUAUUUUCACAGUAACAGAUAUUUUGAUCUGGGGUGCUAAAACUUUUGCAUGCCACUGUAUAAUAUAUAACUGUAAAUUCUAUAUGAGCCUUUUUGAUGAGUUGUACUUGUAGGAAAGCAGACAGAGAGCAGGUUCAGUGGGAGUUUAAUAUGUGGGUUUUGUGAUGAUCUCAGUUUACAGCAG